Molecule: messenger RNA, 7910 nt
Organism: Scylla paramamosain (green mud crab)
Lineage: Eukaryota; Metazoa; Arthropoda; Malacostraca; Decapoda; Portunidae
Gene: sli
Product: protein slit-like
Biological process (GO): axon guidance; negative chemotaxis
Molecular function (GO): heparin binding; calcium ion binding; Roundabout binding
Source: RefSeq, a predicted model, not a curated record
GUCACACCGUCAGUUCUGUGGCAGACGGCGAGGCGGGAGGAGCUCGCAGCGCACGCCCCCAGCCACGUCUCCCAGCCCACGGAAACGCCUUGCCCUUUUUGACGGCCGUGUUUCGAGAUUUGCGAGACCAGACGAGCCGAGCCGCCCCUCUCGUGCUGUCCCUCUUACUCGCAUCUGUCUGUGCACGUGUGUGUGUUUGUGUGUGUGCGUGUGUGUGUGUGUGUUUGGACUCCCUGUGAAGCGGGCAACCUCAGUGUUCAGCCAGACGGAAAAAAGUGUGGUGUCCCUCCCCUCCCUCAUUCCUCCAGUGCCGUGAAGGAGGAAGGGAAGUAGGAGCAGGAGCAGGAGGAGGAGGAGGAGGAAGGCAGGAAAUAAAGAGACCCCGGAAGAGAAUCCCAGGAAAGAUGUAACGAAUGAAGGAAAUAACCGCAAUGAAGACUGAAGUAGCUGCCAAACAUACGGCGGCGGUAAUGUAAACCCACGCAUACACACACACACACACACUACACAUACACACACACACACAACACGCAACACACACACACACACACACACACACACACACACAUACACACGUACACAAAGGCGAUAGAUGAGUGUGGGCGAGAGAGUCUCAGCCUGGAAUAGAAUCAAGAUGCAUUACAGACUGCUGCUGCUCGCUGUCCUCCUCCUCGUGGCCCCACAAGCACUCAGCAAACGCAAGCCCUCACGCAGAUGCCCAGGUGGGGGUCGCCGCGAGGAAGGGGGAGGCUGCCCCACGCCCCCCUGUGCCCUGAGUCCUGUAGGUGUUCUGACGGCAUCGUGGACUGCAGGGACAGGGGCUUCACACACGUACCCUUACACCUGCCCGAGGACACCACUGAGCUACGCCUGGAACAGAACCUAAUCACUGAGGUGCCACAGAGAGCCUUCGCGCCCUUCAAGAGGCUCAGACGCAUUGACCUGAGCAACAACCAGAUCACGGCCAUAGCAGGGGAUGCCUUCCUUGGCCUUAAGUCCCUCGCCUCACUCGUUCUCUACGGUAACAAGAUCACAGAAUUGGCAGCCGGUGUGGUUCAGUGGCCUGUCCUUCCCCUUCAGUUAUUGCUUCUCAACGCUAAUCGAAUCACGUGUUUGAGAAGAGACGCAUUCGCAGAUCUACGAAGCCUCAACCUUUUGUCUCUGUACGACAACAACAUCAAGACGAUCCAGAACGGAACCUUCGAUACGCUGUCCAGCAUCCAGACCCUGCAUCUGGGAAGAAACCCGUUCGUGUGUGACUGUUCCAUCCAGUGGCUGUCAGAUUACCUGGAGAACAAUCCAAUAGAGACAUCAGGAGCCAGGUGUGAGAGUCCGCGCUGGCUGCAACGACGCAAGCUGACUGCUUUGGCUGAAGAGAGACUCAAAUGCACGGAUGGCACGGUAUCUUUGUACGCGGGGGAGUGCGUCACGGCGGAGGAGUGCCCCAGAGGGUGUACCUGCAGAGCCACCACUGUUGACUGUACCGCAGGGGGCCUCACUCACCUGCCUGACACCCUGCCGCCCUACACCACUGUGCUGCUGCUGUCAGACAAUGAGCUGCGUGAGGUGGGGGGGUCCACGGCACUGGGCCAGCUGUCCCGCCUGCGCCGCCUGGUGCUCGCCAACAACCAGCUGCGGCGCCUUCCUCCAGCUGCUUUCCAGGCGGUUCCCUCCCUCCACCACCUUGACCUGUCUGACAACGACCUGGUGGAGGUGAACAGCCGCAUACUGAAAGGCCUGCCUCAUCUCAGAGCACUAUCCCUGGCAGACAACAAAGUCACUUGCAUCUCACCCGGCGCCUUCACCCAACUACCUGCACUCCGGGAAAUAAACUUGGACGGCAACCCUCUGCACUGUAACUGCCACAUGAGCUGGCUGGCGGAGUGGCUGCGGUCCCACGGCGCACGCACAGGAAUACCCAAGUGCCACUCCCCGCCCCCCCUCAAGGGCACUCUCAUCACGGACGUGCCAAGCUCUCAGUUCUUAUGUGACGGGGACGAGGCGGGCUGCCUGGGAGUGGAGGAGCAGUGCCCGGCCGAGUGUCACUGCGAGGGCACAGUGGUGAGGUGUUCCAGGGCCAGGCUGCAGCACAUCCCAGCCGGCAUCCCCUCCCACACCACUGAGCUGUAUCUGGAUGUCAAUGAAAUAAUGGAGGUGGAUGCUGACCGCCUCUCCCACCUCACAGCUCUUACUCGCCUGGACCUCAGCAACAACCAGAUUGCAGUGCUGCAGAACAACACCUUCGCCAGCCUCCACCAGCUUUCCACCCUAAUCGUGAGUUACAACAAGCUUCAGUGUCUGCAGAGGGAUGCAUUGGCCGGCUUAAGGAAACUGCGCAUUCUGUCACUGCAUGGCAACGAUGUGUCAAUGAUCCCGGAUGGAGCAUUCAGGGACCUCGUCCUCAUCACACACAUAGCAAUGGGCGCCAACCCUCUCUACUGUGACUGCUCACUGGCCUGGUUCUCUGACUGGAUCAAGGGUGACUUUGUGGAGCCUGGCAUCGCUCGGUGUGCUGAGCCAGCUACCAUGAGAGACAAGCUGGUCCUCACCACCCCCACGCAGGCCUUCAAAUGUGUUCCCUCAGUGCCCGACGAGGUCCAGGCAAAGUGUGACCUCUGCUACACACACCCAUGUGAGAAUGGGGCCACCUGUCGCUCCCUGGCCAACCGCAGCUAUGAAUGUGAGUGUGCGCCUGCUUUCUAUGGACCAAACUGCCAGUACAAGAUUGAUGCAUGUUACGGCAACCCCUGUAGGAACUUUGGCACCUGCAAGAUCCUGGAGGCUGGUCGGUUCAGCUGCCACUGCCCUGCUGGUUUUGAGGGUGACCGCUGUGAGAUCAACAUUGAUGACUGUGUGGAGAGCAAGUGUGAGAACAACUCCACCUGCAUUGACCUUGUGGAGCAGUACAGGUGUCAGUGUCAUCCAGGAUUUACAGGUGAAUACUGUGAGCGCAAGAUUCCCUUCUGCAGCAAGGAGUUCAACCCAUGCAAGAACGGUGCCACCUGCCUCAACCACAACACUCAUUAUGAGUGCCAGUGCCUCCUUGGCUUUGCAGGAGACAACUGCACUGAGAAUGUGGACGACUGUGUGAACCAUCUGUGCCAGAAUGGAGCCUCCUGUGUUGAUGGCAUUAAUGAAUACACAUGUAAGUGUGUGAACGACUACUCUGGCAAGUUCUGUGAGGUGGGCCCAGCCGUUUACUUGCAGACCUCACCCUGCCAGCACAAUGAUUGUCAGAACGGAAUCUGCUUCGUGCCACCAAACUCCAAGGACUAUGUGUGCAAGUGCUCCCCAGGAUUCUCAGGGAAGCACUGCGAGUACCUGACAAGGGUUCACUUUGGUGCCAACGACUCUUACCUGGCCCUGGAGCCCCUCAAGACACGGCCUUCCUCCAAUGUCACCCUGCACCUGCGCACCACCCAGAAGGACGGCGUGCUGCUGUACACAGGUGACUCGGCACACCUUGCCGUGGAGCUGUUCAUGGGCAGGGUGAGGGUGUCCUAUGACGUGGGUAACUAUCCUGUCUCCAACAUGUUCAGCUACGAAAUGGUGAACGAUGGCAUCUGGCACACAGUGGAACUGCUCACCAUCAAGCAGAACUUCACUCUGCGCAUCGACCAUGGCACCGCCCGCUUCAUUGUCAAUGACGGCACCAACGAGUACCUGCAGACCACCUCGCCCCUCUACAUUGGCGGCCUGCCCAGGGAAGUGGCAGAGGAGGCAGCUAAGAAGUGGCACCUCAGGGACACUGGGAGCUUCAUUGGGUGUCUGGAGCGAGUGUACCUCAAUGGGCGGCUGAAGGAUCUUGGCUCAGGGCAGCAGCACAAGGUGGCGCCAGGGUGUGGAGGGGAGGAAACAGUGAGGGACCAGGGGCAGCGAGGGAUGCAGGGGGUGGUCAUUGCAGCAGAAGGUGAAGGACCUCUGGUCUCUGGCACCUCCAAGGUCACUCAGAGGCCCGGUGGUCCUGCCAUGGAUGAACAGGACUGCCCUCACAACACUUCCAUUGCAAAUGAAAUCCAGGUCCACCCACCUGUGCUGGAGGAGACAGAAACACCUGCUGAGGAGGAGGAAUCAGGAGAUGAGGAGGCAGCCAGGGUUGACCCAUGUGAGAAUCACAAGUGUCGCCGUGGCCGCUGCAAGCCACGUCGCAAGGCAGAUGGCGCCACAGACUACAAGUGUCGUUGCCGGACAGGGUGGUCAGGCCGCUUCUGUGACCAAGCUCCCACAUGCCGCAAGGAGCAGUUCACCGAGUACUACGUGGAGAAUGGCUGUCGCUCCCGCCGGCCCAUCAAGAACGCCAUCUGCAGUGGCACAUGUGGCUCCCACUGCUGCAAGCCACGUCGCACCAAGCAGCGCCAGGUUCGCCUCAUCUGUAAUGAUGGCACGUCCUACAAGAAGGAAAUAGAGAUCAUCAGGAAGUGUCGGUGUCGCAGGAGGUGUUACUGAGGUAGUCAUGCCAGUGUGGAGGUGGAGUCAUGUUAAGUGCCACAGUCAUAACCAGAUACAGGAACCACUUUUUUUUUUUUUUUUUUUUUUUUUUUUUUUGGCACUACCCCAUAAGUCAAGUAUUAUCUGACACUCGAGUCAUUAUGGAUUGCCAAACUGCAGUGGAAAGUUGGUGGACGGCUGUCGGAAGCGACACAGGGAGGCCUGGUGUGCUGGGCGUGGCUUGGGGAGUGUCCCUUGCUUGUGCACCUGGACACUGGCUGAUAGGCAGCUCAGUGGAGUUGUGUGCUGGAGAAAGUGACUUAUUUCUCAUAAAACAAACAAAAAAUAAAUAAACAAAAUAAAUAACUCAAUAAAUAAAGAACACUAAACAGUGAGAAGGAAGAAAGUAGAAAGUGUAGAAUGCUUUGAAAGACAUACUUAACAACAUGAAAUGGCAAAGACAGUUGACCUGAGAAAAGCAGAUAUUGUUUGCCCUUGAGGUAUAUGAAGCAACCUGAUGAACAUAGGCUAGCAACCAUACGCUGCACAAUGAAGACCCAGGAGAGUAGCACGGCAGAUGGACAAAGGUGUUAGAUAUUAUCAAAGUUUAGAUCAUUUGAGACGCAUUGAGAGCACUCCCUCCUUAUAACUUACAGUUUCAUUUGGAGUGGUGUAUUGCAUGUGUAGUUCCCAUAUCUACUACUAUCCUUAAGACCAGCAGCAGCAGCAGCAGCAGAGUAGAUAAAUAAUAAUAUUAUUAAUAAUAAUGAUAAUAAUUAUAAUAAUACACCUUUUACCCUCACUACGUACCUCAUAAGCCAUUGUGUUUGCUAGCUGUGGAAGCUUACAAUGUGUAUGUCUCCUAUAUCAAAACAUUACAUGUAACUGUUUUACAUAGCUAAGGCAAGUCUGUGUAUGAGGAGGAAACUUUCUCUAAACCACCUGCUUAACUAUUAUCCAACUCAUAAUAUAUAUAUAUAUAUAUAUAUAUAUAUAUAUAUAUAUAUAUAUAUAUAUAUAUAUAUAUAUAUAUAUAUAUAUAUAUAUAUAUAUAUAUAUAUAUAUACACACAUAGAUUUAAGUGUUUAAAAAUGUAUAUAGUGAUUAAAAAGUAACUAUUCAAUCCUGCUUUAGUUUAUAUUAUAAAAGUCGACAAGUGAAGUGAUGGAAAUUGAACACCUUCACAAGUCAGUUAUUCAAAGUUUUAUAGAAACUCCAAGAUUUUUUUUCUACUCGUUUUGAAGUAUGAAGUAUCAGAUCAUUAAUAUUUUGUACAGAUGCGGAGACAUAUCUGUGCUAUUAUAGUUUCAGAUGUAGUCUAGUCGGUCAGCCUUUCUCAGUGGUGCUAACCUAGACUCUAAAGCUCUUGUCAAAUAAAUAAAAACUCAAUUCUGCUCAACAUUCAUCUCAAAUCUUCAUCACUUGGCCACAUUUGAACUAGUGAGAAGGAAGAGCCGCCUGAGGGAGGCUUGGCUGUCUACUGUAGCAUAAGCUCCUUGCCUUUGUGCCAUAACUUCUGAGUGUCAGGUCAGGUCAGAAGCUUGGCUCCAAGUUCCUAUUUAACCUUAUUCUCAGCAGCCCAGUUUUCUGAUCUCCUUUGUUACUUACCCUAGUAAUGAGCAACAAGAAUACCUCCCUCGACUCACUUGAGUGGUCCUGGCCUAUGUAGAUGUUAUGAUAAGCUUGCCUCUGCCUGGCCUGACUCAAUUAUAGAAAUAUGUAAAAGUGUCUGUUAACAGCAUGACAUCAGGUGAGGUUCACAAAGCUGGGUCUCUCACAUCAUGUUGAGUUCUCCCUCUACCAACACUUUACAAGCACCAGCUAUACUCAUGUCUUGUUGUGUUUCCUACUUCUAUACACUGAUGCAGGUAUAGACCAAGCCCAGACCAGUAGUGAAAUGUCUGCCAUUGGUGCUCCAAGAGUUGAAGAAGUCAGACAAGCAAAAUCCUUUCCCAGAUGAAGAGAUGAAACAACCAAAAUUCUUUCCUAACUGAUCUCAGGCAAAGUCCUUCCCCAUUGAACUCAGAGGAACCAAAUCCUUUCCUAACUGGACUGCAACAACCUAAAUCCUUGUCCAAGUCACUUUAGGAUCUUGAGACACACUUUCUUUCCUGUGUCCAUCACAAGAAGGCAUACAGAUGGCAGUACGAGUUUCUUCCAGUAAUGUGAAGAUUCUUUAUCAUGUAACCUUGGAGUUUUCUAUUCUUGUCCUGCUUUGGAUUAUAUAAUACCUAGAACACUUCAAGAGAACUUCCUGUGACUUUCUCCUGGAGACACAAACCCCUUCAACAGAAUUUUCCAUUGAUCUUCAUACAGAUGUUCUUGAAUCAAAACAACCAAGUCAAUCUCCUGAUGAAUCUAGCCUUCUCAUUUUCCAUAAAUUAAAUACUUCACUAGAACUUCCCACGACUUUUUUUCCUGGAGACACAGAUCCCUUAACAAUAGAAUUUUUUAUUGAUCUUUAUACACAUGCUCUUAAAUCAAAAUAACCAUGCCAAUUUCCUAAUGAAUCUAGCCCUCUCAGUUUCUAUAAGUUAAAUGUUAUCAAAGCCACACAAAACUCAUGGUGCAUCCUAACAAAAUAUGUGUGAAUUAUAGUAAUGUGUAUCUCUCUUCAUACUUUACUUACACUCAUCUUGCUCAACAUGUCACCUCAGAUACCUCAGUGGAUGUUGUUGAAGCUACCAGUAAUGCAGCCAUGGACUCUAUCACCUCAUUAUGCAGCAUCUCAUCCCAUUGUUCAGCUGUUAUGAUGGUUUCUGCAUUUAUUCCUCUCUCUCUCUUUGUGAUCAGAUGUACUCAUGCCACCAUCAGAAAAGCUACAGUGGCAUUUUUUUUUUUUUUUUAAGUUUUACGCACUUUCCCUUCCUCAUCUUGCAACAAAAUAUUGGCAAUCAUCCCAAGAUUCCCAUAAAAGCAACUUGUAUUUUUCUUUACUCAAGACAAAGCAGACUAUAUGUACGUUUCUGCUUAUACAUGAUCAUAUACACAAAGCUGUACAAUUCUGUGGUCACAAUAGUUUCCUGUAUAACAGUAACAAAUGAGGGUACUCAAGGUGUGUAUAUUUGCUGGUUUCAACCCUUGUUUGUAAAUAUUUUCUGUAUGCUGAGUCAGAAGGCAGCAGCUGGGACGUGCCAGUGAUUUGGGUGGACACAGGUGUUGGAGGAAAUGGAAGCAGAAUGUACAUACUUGUCUUUGUUCUAACAUUAAAGUGUAUGAUUGCGGCUCUUCCCAUCAUCUUCAAUAUGAUUGCAACUUGGAAUUGCAAAACCUAUACUUUCAUCAUGAAAUUACAAAUAAAUUAUGGGUUUUUAAGGCAGUAAAAACUUUCCUUUGAACUUCUGUGGCUUUCAACACCACCAAUGACUGAUCUCCAUUGGCCUCCCUCAUCAUCCACCCAAUUCUCAUGAGCAGAAUACCUUAUAACCUUCUGAGAUGUACAAAACUCCAGUCUUAAUGAUAAUAUAUAAUCUGAUAUGUCC